Molecule: messenger RNA, 3479 nt
Organism: Manduca sexta (tobacco hornworm)
Lineage: Eukaryota; Metazoa; Arthropoda; Insecta; Lepidoptera; Sphingidae
Gene: Upf2
Product: regulator of nonsense transcripts 2
Exons: 10
Coding region: 1-3330 (1109 amino acids)
Biological process (GO): nuclear-transcribed mRNA catabolic process, nonsense-mediated decay
Cellular component (GO): exon-exon junction complex; cytoplasm
Molecular function (GO): protein binding; RNA binding
Source: RefSeq, a predicted model, not a curated record
AUGACUUCAACUGACAACGAGCCGGAGAAAAGUGAAGCACCUGUACAAGAUGAGCCUGAAAAUACAGAGGAAAGUGAAAAGUCCACACUUAGUGAAUAUGUGGCAAACCUGGAAGCUAGACUCAAACAAAAAGCUGAAGUACGUAACCAAAACUUGAAUUGCGUUCGCCCUCCAGAGAAUUAUUUCUCAAAAUUGGAUUCCGGUCUGAAGAAAAAUACGACCUUUGUAAAAAAAUUAAAGUCGUUCAGUGCUACACAAAUCGACGUACUUUUAAAGGAUUUUAGUGCUUUGAACCUAACAAAAUAUAUAUCGGAGGUUGCAGCCGCUAUUGCAGAAGCGAAACUAAAGAUGUCAGACAUCCCUGCUGCACUUCAACUGUGUUCAUUGCUCCAUCGAACUUAUGCUGAGUUUUCAUCAAACUUUUUCGAAAACUGGCAAAAGAUUUUGACAUUUAAAGCUACAGAUAAGAUAGUGAAUUCGUCGAAAUUACGGGUGGAUAUCAGAUUUUAUGCAGAGCUGGUUGCUGCGGGAAUAUUUAUGAAUAAAACUGGAUUGCCGUUGUUGGGAAAUGUACUUACUGUGCUCAUAUCUAUGGACAAAGAGGAACAUAACAACAUACCAAUACUGUUGUCAUUCUGUAAACACUGUGGUGAAGAUUAUGCUGGACUAAUGCCUAAAAAAAUAAGGGAUUCUGCUGAGAAAUAUAAUGUUACAAUACCGCGGAACACUUUUCUACCAGCUGAGAAGCAAACAGUAGUGCGGUCACUGUUGAAGGAUUAUUUUGUGUCAUUGACUAAGCACUUGUUGGCUGAAAGAGCUCAAUUGCAAGCGUUGCAUGCUGCCAAUCAAAGAACACUGCAUACCAGAGGUGAACUGUCACAGGAAAGAAAAGAUCAGUUGGAGCAACAUCAGGCUACCUAUGAUAAACUGUUGGUUGGUGCUCAAAACUUUGCUGAAGUUUUGGGUGAAGAGUUAGGAGAGGCUGGUGAGCCUCCAACCUUGACUAUGACCGUGAUAGAGACUCAGGGAUCCGUCACCAUAGGUGGCAAUGAGGAGUUCAAUAUGCAGGCUGGCACAGACCCAUGGCAGGAUGAAGAUACAAGGACUUUCUACACUAUACUACCAGACCUCAAAGAUUUCAUGCCUAAUUAUCAACUAAAAGAGACUGUGAAAAAUAAAACAGAGACUGUGACAGAAGAGAUGCUGGAUGAAGAUAUAAAAGAAGACGAUUUGAGUGACACUGAGGAGCCACCUACAGUACCCGAUGUUGAGCAGGAAGAGGCACAGCCAACUUAUGUCUCUAAUAAGUACGCACUUGAUGCAUUUUUAAGUGAUUUACCAAAUUGCAUCAAUCGCGAACUAAUAGAUAAUGCCGCCGUGGAUUUUGUUUUGAAUCUCAAUACGAAAAAUAAUAGAAAGAAACUAACAAGAGAAUUGUUCAGUGUUGCCAGAACUCGGCUUGACUUACUCCCAUUCUAUUCAAGAUUUGCAGCUAUUCUGUAUCCUGUGUUGUCUGAUGUAUGUGUUGAUCUGUGUCAAAUGUUGAAGCAGGAUUUUAAAUAUCAUGUUAGAAAGAAGGAUCAAAUCAAUAUAGAGUCAAAGAUAAAAGUAGUGAGAUUCAUAGGAGAGUUGGUUAAAUUUGGUUUGUAUUCUAAAAUGGAAGCUCUGUUCUGCCUCAAAGUACUUCUGCAUGACUUUAAACAUCACCACAUUGAAAUGGCAUGCAAUCUGCUGGAGACUUGUGGAAGAUAUUUAUAUUGUAAUUCAGACACACACCAACGGACAGUGAUAUAUUUGCAGCAAAUGAUGAGGAAAAAGACUGUGUCAGCCCUAGAUUCGAGAUAUGUCACACAAAUCGAAAAUGCAUUUUAUUAUGUUUGUCCACCCGAAACACCGGCGCAACCUAAGGAAGAAGAACCGCCAAUGCAUCAGUUCAUCAGGAAAAUACUACACGAAGAUUUACAGAAAAGCAAUGAAGAGAAAAUACUUAGACUGAUGCGUAAGUUAAAUUGGGACGACCCUGACAUUUCGGCAAUCGCAAUUCAACAUUUAGCAGGUGGGUGGAGGGUGCGAGCUAGUGCCAGAAGAGCUUUGGCGCGCCUCACAGCUGAACUGGCGGCAUGGCAAGAAGUAGUAGCGCCAGCAGUUGUGGACACAAUAUUAGAAGAGAUAAGACUUACUAUGGAAGAUCCGCACCCAAGGUACAAUCAGAGAAGAAUAGCCACAGUCAAAUAUCUCGGCGAAUUAUACAACUACAAGCUAUUGGAUUCCCGCGACGUUUUUACAGUUCUGUAUUCGUUUAUAACUUUUGGGGUGACAAACGAUCACAACACUGUCUCGCCUUUAGAUCCUCCCGAAAACGUUUUCAGAAUAAGACUGGUUUGCGCUCUCCUCGAGAUCUGCGGCGCUUAUUUCAACAGCGGGUCUAGUAAGAAGAAACUCGAUUACUUCCUAAUAUUUUUCCAACAUUACUUUUGGUUCAAAUACUCCGAUCCGAUAUGGACUGAUGAAAACAAAUUUCCCAUUUACGUAUACAAUAUAUAUCAAGAAUGCCUGACCAAUUUGAGGCCUAAGUUAAAUAUGUUCACAAGUUGGCAACAAUGUAAAGAUGCUAUAGAGGAAUUGCGACAGACUUUGUAUCCUGAAUUGGGUGAAGAAGAGAUCGAUAAUGAAGACCACGGUGACGAUAGUGUGAAUGAAGGGUUAGACACGAUUAUAGAGACAGAUGAUGAAACAGACAAUCCACAUUUGCCAGAGGAAAGUUCUGAUGAAGAACCACUGCCAGAAAAUAUGAAUAAUGAUGAGGGUUUACUUCAAGAUGACAUGAAUAUGGAACCACGAAGACCAGCUCCAAAGCCAGUGGAAGAUGUAGAGUUCGAAUCCGCGUUUGAAAAAAUGGUUACGGAAAAUAUAGCAGAGAGACAACGGGAGAAUAGACCGCAACAGAGAGAUAUUGCAGUCCCUAUGACAUGUCGGCAGACCACUAAGAAAACAUACGAACAGCUAUUGCAAGGUAAAGAAGGCGUCGAAUUUGUUUUGAUGGUGCGCAAAGGAACAAAGCCGCAAUACAAAUCGUUCAGCGCACCGCCAGAACUUGCAAGCAAUUUGCAACAACAGGCGCUGGCUGAUAAACAAGAAAUGGAGAGAGUGAAACGUCUGACUCUGAAUAUUUCCGAGAGGCAAGAAGAAGAAGAGUACAGCGCUGAAAGUGGAGGAGGAUCCGGAGGUAGUGGCAAUCCCAACAGAGGACAACAUGUCCGCCAGAAAUAUCAGCAUCCCAAAGGAGCACCUGACGCGGAUUUGAUAUUUGGACCAAAAAAAUUUAAAUAGCAUUUACUUUCCGACUAUUUUACAGACAUGUAAAUAGUCGCUGAUGAUUUCCUGGCUUGUGGAUUGAUAACUUUUUGCUAGCUAAUAUUUUACUUUAAUUUUGCAGAUGAAUAUGCGAAUAUGAGAUAAUAUAAUAUGUAGUAAUAUUU